GCUUGGGGCUACGCCAUCUUGGCUUGCAUAAUAAUGAGCCUAGUGGGCCUACUGGCCGUCGUGAUCAUCCCGUUCAUGCACAAGGUCGUCUACAACCACGUCCUCCAGUUCCUCGUCGCCAUGGCUAUCGGGUCGUUGUCCGGAGAUGCCCUACUGCAUCUCAUACCCCACGUU
This is a messenger RNA of Helobdella robusta, 174 nucleotides long. RefSeq lists its product as hypothetical. NCBI's taxonomy places the organism in Eukaryota, Metazoa, Annelida, Clitellata, Rhynchobdellida, Glossiphoniidae. The transcript has a single exon. The record is from RefSeq and is a predicted model, not a curated record. Gene Ontology annotation, molecular function: zinc ion transmembrane transporter activity. Gene Ontology annotation, cellular component: membrane. The annotation marks the transcript as partial. Gene Ontology annotation, biological process: intracellular zinc ion homeostasis; zinc ion import across plasma membrane.